This is a messenger RNA of Exophiala mesophila, 2543 nucleotides long. RefSeq lists its product as uncharacterized. The record is from RefSeq and is a predicted model, not a curated record. The coding region runs from base 78 to 1925 and encodes 615 amino acids. Lineage: Eukaryota; Fungi; Ascomycota; Eurotiomycetes; Chaetothyriales; Herpotrichiellaceae. The transcript has a single exon.
UACUUCUUUGCUAGACAAUCAAAGUCGAUCAAGCUCUGAAUAUGAUUUGAUAGUGGCCUUUUACACAAUCGCCACACAUGGCGUCCUCUCUUUUUUCUCAACGAGGACACGGUGCCUGCCUCUCCCUACACCUCAACCAGGACUGGCCUUCAGAAGAAGAAUAUGUCCAGUCCCUGCUCACAUUCGCAACGGGUUCUGAUAUCUUUCGAAAUCUGUGUGGUGGGGUACACAUUCUUGACUUUUUGACUCGUGAGCCCGAUCUAUAUACAACAGUCCUUCCGGAGUCGUGGCGGAAUUGGUUUGACCUGGUGUCGGUUGACAAUGUUCUCGAUCUGCUGCUUCGCAGUGGCCUCUCAAAAUUGUCUUCGAACACCACAACUCCUCUAGACCAAACUCUUCCGUCCCCUCCUGAGAGCCUUCUCGACUAUGUCAGUAUCAUUCGAAAACACUGUUUGCUCCGCCAGUUCAAACCUAUCUCGGACAAGAUUGAGGAAGUUCCCACCCACAUCGCUAUGGGAAUGAAGCCCAAGAAAGCCCACGAGGUCAAGAACUUUGCUGCCUAUGUAGCAAAUCUGUCGUCGUAUGUUUCAGAGAGUCUUCAGGAGCCAAUUGCUGUCGUUGACUUUGGCUCUGGUCAAAAUUAUCUGGGCCGGAUGCUGGCAAGCCCUCCCUACGAGAAGCACGUGAUUGCCAUUGAACGCAGACAUCAUAAUAUCGAUGGUGCAAGAAGUAUGGACGUACAUGCAAGGUUGGCAACCAAGGAGAAGAUUAUGCGAAAUAAGAAGGAAUGGAAAAGGCAAUUAGCUUGGGCUAACGGUGUGCCAACUCCACCACCAGAGCAGGCCCAGCAACCUCUUAUACAGGUGGUUCCAGAUGUAAACUUGGCAACAAUCGACCACCCAAUCAAAGCCAAUGCUUCCACAUCUGGCUCAAUGACUUAUGUUGAACAUGACAUUCAGGACGGCCACCUGGAGGAUAUUCUCUAUCCCUCAAUGGCCGCCGCCAUCCCACAUGAAAAUGGAUCAGACGCCGUCAUACCCACCCGGGAAGAGACCAAAGCUCGCCCAAAAGCCAUGGUCGUAUCUCUUCACUCGUGCGGUAAUCUUGUUCAUCAUGGCUUACGCUCCCUGGUUCUCAACCCUUCUGUCUGUGCCGUGGCAAUGAUUGGAUGCUGCUACAAUCUACUCACUGAGCGCUUAGGGCCAGCUACUUACAAGUUGCCCCAGCUGCGGCCUAAUCACCCGCGCCUCGAUGCAACUGGAAAUGCGUACGAUCCUCACGGGUUCCCCAUGUCUCAAACUUUGGAACACUUUGAACAUGAACAAGGUCGAGGGGUUAAGCUCAACAUCACCGCUCGAAUGAUGGCGGUCCAAGCACCAUAUAACUGGGGGCCAGAUGACAGUGAAGCAUUCUUCCGCCGUCACUUUUACCGCGCCCUACUCCAGCGCAUUCUUCUCGAUGUUGGCGUUGUCAAACAGUGCUCGGAUCCUUCAAGCCUUGCAGGUGGGAGCAUCACUGGAAAAGACAACAAUGGCACACCUCUCAUCGUCGGAUCCUUACGCAAGGCAUGCUUUGUCAACUUCCAAGCCUAUGUCAAAGGAGCCCUUGAAAAGUUGAGAAAUGACCCUGUCGACGGUCCCACAAUCACCCGGCUGACUAAGGAUAUUACCGCAGAGACCAUCCAGCGGUAUGAAACUGAUUGGGCUUUUGCCAAAAAACGUCUAGCCAUCAUCUGGAGUCUGAUGGCUUUUAGUGCUGGCGUUGUUGAGAGUGUGAUUGCUGUUGAUCGAUGGCUGUUUCUCCGCGAACAGAAAGAUGUUGCUCAAUGCUGGGUUGACACGGUCUUUGAUUAUAAACAAAGCCCGCGCAAUUUGGUCGUCGUGGGAAUAAAGAAGAAGCAAGAAGAUGGUAACUGGAAAGAUUGAGAUGAAGAUCUUGUUUGGACACUUCUAUCGCAGGCUGGAACCAUUUCGCCUCCACGCCGAAAAAACACGUUCUUUUCUACAAGACUUGAAUGGACGCUCAAGGGAAAUACUAUGCAAAUGCCCGAACACCUCACUAAUGCGUGACCUCGCUCAAUACACCGCCAGAGACAAAUGCUUUUCAGCCGCAGAACCACAUUGCUAGCAGAAGACAACCAUUGAUGACCACAUCACUCUUUGCAGACCCUUGGAGCUCUUAGUCAUGUCUCAGAGGAAAGGCGCAUUGUGGUAGUCCAAAAUCGAUGAUGUUUGUCUCUUGUGGAGGAAACACUCCGGGCCUCGGACAGACAAAUGCGUUCUUGCUGAUAUCUUGAAAAUCGAGCUUCAACUGUCGGAGAAGGAAGGGCAGAUCUGAGUUGAACUCAAAUCCCGCACCGAUUUGAAGACAUCUUUGAGGCUGUCCAAGUUAGCCAAGAAGCUCGCAGCCACCUCUUUUGCCGGGGUUCUGUACUCACUCUGACGUCGCUGGCAAAGAAUCGGAAUUCACUGCACCCAUCCGGGUCAACAGCACAGAUAUUGGUGUCACUACAUUGGCUAUUCGCUAAAAGACCGAGGGUGAGG